GGGAAGGAGUGGGAGGCUUGUCUCUACACCCCCCAUGGAGCCCCUCUCGGGUUCACUUCUUCCUGAAUCUCUCCCACUUCAGGAGGACCAAUCUGAGUCUGAGCCAGGCUUACAGAGUGAGUGGGUGGGACAAGGAUGGAGGGCCAGCCGCCUCUCCUCCUCCGCCGCCCCGCCCCCCUCCGCACAAGUUUCUCGGGGCCACUUCUGCACGACUGCCGGGACCAAGAGCUGCGUGUGCUCUGAAUUGGGGGGAGGAGGAAGGGGGCAGUGAGUUCCAAACAAAGAGCAGCCGGGUCCCUGCCCGCCCCGGGCCUGUGGGCGCGUCCCCGCUGCUGGCCGGUCAGUCUGCGCGAGAGGGGCGCCAGCCGGAGAGACAGGGAGCGCGGGGUGGACAGGACAGCCACAGGCAACGAUCCCGGCUCCUGAUCCCUAGCUACGUCCAGCCCGUCCAGCCCGUUGUGGCCCGUCUCUCCUUUUCCAGGCUUUUAUCUGGCCAAUCUUUUCCAGUCUUUUCAAGUCUCUCUGGAUCUCAGUGGCACCUCCAAUUGCUGCGCCAGCACCACAAGCAACUCCAAGGCCCAGGCGUCAUGGCACACUGCAAGACAGAGCAGGAUGACUGGCUGCUGGCCCACCUGAAGUACCUGCUUUUCAUCUUCAACUUCUUCUUCUGGGUAGGUGGGGUGGCUGUCACGGCUGUGGGCAUCUGGACACUGGUGGAGAAGAGCGGUUACCUCAGUAUCUUGGCUUCCAGCACAUUCGCUGCCUCCGCCUACAUCCUCAUCUUUGCUGGUGCUCUUGUCAUGACAACUGGCUUCCUGGGCUUCGGGGCCGUCAUCCGGGAGCAGAAGGGCUGUCUCUCCAUGUAUUUCUGCCUGUUGCUGGUCAUCUUCCUGGUGGAGCUGGUGGCGGGGGUCCUGGCACAUGUGUACUACCAGAGGCUGAGUGAUGAGCUGACGCAGCACCUGAACAGCACCCUGACCAAGCGCUACGGGCAGCCAAGGGCCGCAGAGAUCACAGCCUCGGUGGACCGGCUGCAGCAGGAUUUCAAAUGUUGCGGCAGUAACAGCUCAGCUGACUGGCAGCACAGCUCAUACAUCUUGUCUCGGGAAGCCCAGGGUCGCCGGGUGCCCGACAGCUGCUGCAAGACAGUGGUGGUGCGCUGUGGCCAGCGGGCCCACCCCUCCAACAUCUACAAGGUGGAGGGAGGAUGCAUGGCCAAGCUGGAGCAGUUCCUGGCUGACCACCUGCUGCUCAUGGGCGCAGUGGGCAUCGGGGUGGCCUGUCUUCAGGAUGAACCACAUUGUUGGUCUCAGUCCUCGUAGAGCCUUGAACAACUCCACCCGAGUGUGGGAUCAGAUCUGCGGGAUGGUUCUCACCUGCUGCUUGCACCGAAGGCUCCAGCAGCAACACUUUUAUUAAAGGAUGCCCCUGUAGCCUGCUGACUGCCCCACACAAGGGCCCACAUCCCCACAUCCUGAAGAAGGCCUGUAAAGGCAGCAGCUGGAUCACGGACUCCCCCGACCCUAUGCAGAGCUCACCACGUGCCUGUGAUUGGGGCUCCUGUGCGCCCCACCUGGGCAGGGUCCUCAGCUCGCUCCUCCAUUUAUAAGCACUCGUUUCUGCCAGAAUCCUUGGCAAGGACUGGUCCUGAGAAGAGGCAGCCGGAGCUUUUGCCGGCCGUGGAGCACUUUGGACUAGCGGAGGGCCAGGGCUCGGCUCCUCUGUCCCAUCUCAGUGCCUACACCUGGGACAAAGGCUGGCAGAUGGGUCCUUCCAAGACUCCUGGAGGGCUUGGUGUGCGAUUCCCACUGGCAUGGGGUCCCAGCCGGCUCUCGGCAGAGAAAAGCACCGCUUUGGGCAGACAGGGCUAGCUAGUUAGCUCUAGCCAUGACCUUCCCGUAGGACCUAGGACAGGAGCGGUCUAAGAUGGGGCAGCUUCAGGCCAGGCUGUUGGAGCCACCAGGACACAGCACUAAGGAGGCAGGUUGGUUACAGCAGGGUGUGUGGCAUCUGAGAGUCACAUGAUGAUCACAAGGCCCAGCCCCCAGAACUACGUCCUGUUCCCAGUCUUGACUCCCAGAAUGCUGGGUUUAAAAUGUUAGUGAAUUAAAAGUCUUCACCAGUG
Messenger RNA from Mesocricetus auratus (golden hamster), 2125 nucleotides. RefSeq names its product tetraspanin 11 (gene Tspan11). Lineage: Eukaryota; Metazoa; Chordata; Mammalia; Rodentia; Cricetidae. The record is from RefSeq and is a predicted model, not a curated record. Bases 588 to 1322 code for a protein of 244 amino acids. Gene Ontology annotation, cellular component: membrane. The transcript has 10 exons.